Molecule: messenger RNA, 5755 nt
Organism: Homarus americanus (American lobster)
Lineage: Eukaryota; Metazoa; Arthropoda; Malacostraca; Decapoda; Nephropidae
Cellular component (GO): nucleus
Molecular function (GO): protein binding
Source: RefSeq, a predicted model, not a curated record
UUCAGCGUGACGUCAGACAAGUCCAACCUUGUGAAAAAGGGGAGAAAGUGAAUUGAGGUUAUUUCCAACACAAUUGAGAGACUUGAUAGCGGUUACUUUGCACAGUAUAAGUGUGUUCUCAAACAAAUAUGGCAGGUAGUGGUCACCAGGGGUCAGCUCUUCCCUCAUCUGUCAGACAUGAAUUAUCACAGGAUUCUGAUUCUGAUGAUGUAGAUGGUGGUGAACUUUGGCAUCACAGGAGACUUCAGCAACAGGUGGGGUACUUGAGUUUAGGUGGGGGAUUCAGUGGAGGAUUGUCACCACAACCGUCAUCAAGUGUGGAAUGCGAGCGACGAGUGAGUCCUUUAGACCCCAACCUUUCAUCAGCUGCACGAUAUUCUCCACCACCCCCAUACAACAACCCGCUGGCAGGAAUAGAAGCAUCACUGGAACAUCCUGAUUCCCCAAUGGAAGACUUGUCACAUGCUGGUUCUCUUCCUAGUCUCCCAGCUGGUGUUAGCAGUAGUAUUUCCAGUGCCACAGAAAGUCUUGCUGUCACUGAAGCACAUAGAUUACCACCAUCUUCAGUGGGACGAGCUUCAGCUAGUCGAGGAAGUAAUUUAGUAUCUGCUAACAGCCUUUUUCCAUCACAGCCAAUUUUAUCACGCUCACAGCCAAGAUGGGCCUCAUCUGAUGUAAUAUCUGAUGAUGAUGAUGAGGAUGAUGGAACUGUUAGCCCAGCUUUGGGUGAAAGUGUAUGGGCUAAACAGAAAAGAUUAGCUUUGAGUAAUAUGGUGGACAGUGGUGCAUCUCAACCAGGACCUAGUAGACUUCAAGCUGUGACACAGGCCAGUCCCAGUAUGCCUCAGCCUGGCCCAAGUGGUCUUCAGGCUGUGUUACAACCUUGUUCUAGUGGCAUUCAAGCUAUUGGCCAUCCUGGCCCAAGUGGCCUUAGAGUUAUGCCUCAGCCCAGUCGUAGUGUUCUUCCAGCUGUACCAUCUAGUCAUCAUAUUAUGUCUCGACAUCAGAGGUCAAAGUCUACAGACAGUGAUAAUGAUGAUAGUAAUGACUCUCCAGAGAGUUUACCGCAGCUUAGUUCUACUCCUGGACCAUCUGGUAUUAGAAAUAGAUUAGUUCGGCUUAGUGAUGGGGAGGCAGAGGCACUUAAUGGUGUUGCAACUGGUUGUGAAGCCAGUAGUAGUGUUAGAAGUCAUGUAUCCCCAUUAGGGUCACCUAGUACACCUGCAGAUAAUUGUAUUGUAUCAUCUUCUACUGGACAUAUUGACUCUAUACCACCCACACCUGCUGAAUAUCAAGGCAAUGAUGUAUCUGGGCCCAGCAGCCCAAUCUCUCCAAGUCUGGCCAGUACUGCUAUACUUGAUUCAACUGUUGAUUCUACAAGCGGUCGUGGGAUUAUGGAUCCAGAUGGGCAAACCUCUGAUGAUGAUGAGUUAGCACCAACAGGAGAGAUGCAGUUGCCAGUAAUGGGUGAUGGAGAUGAAAUAUCAACAUCAGAAGUUGGCUUGCAGCACAGUGAUGACAGUCAGGAUGUUGCAUUGCUUGUCAGUCCUCAAGGCAUGUUCACUAGUGGAAGAGCUAGUGCCAAUCGAUUUAUAGAGCAACUCUCUCUUUCUCUCUCUCUUUCUCCUCCACCUCCCCCUGAUCCAGGGCCAUACCUUAAUGAUCCAUUGGCUAUCCCAGGACCCAGCAGGGCCUCAUUGCCUUGUACAUCACAAAUAACCAGUAGAAGAGUUAGUGCAGCAGUUGAUCAAAGUAGAGAUCAACCUUCUACCUCCAGUUCAGAUAGCAUGACAGAUCCAGUGGAAGUUCUUGACAAUAGUUUACCAUUGUUGGAAAUUGCAUCAGGAUUGCCUGGAUGUAGUACAGCUUCUGAUGCAGAUCGCUUAAGCGAUGGAAAUGGAGCAGCAGGACUAGGAAGUGCCUCAGUAAGGAUAAAAGAUGAAUCAGGACUAGGAAGUGCAUCAAGAAGGCUGGAGCCCCUUGUGUCCCUCUCCAAAAGUGUGACAAAUGUCAUUGAUGAUGAUAAUUUAGCUGGUAGUACAGGUAACCAGGAUCUUAAUCAGCUGAGCCAAUCUUAUGUUCUUGAGCUCAAUGAAGAAAGCUCAGUUGGUAGUGAAAAUGCUCUAAACUCUGGCUCUCUUACUAAAGAUGAUCUGACUGAUAGACGACUUAACCAAAGAAACUUUGAUGGUUUAUCAACAGGUCACCAAUCACUGCUUAACACUAAAAGGUUAACAGAAGAAUCCCUAAAUAAUUCUCUCAGUCUAACCUUAGCUUCAUCAGAACGAAGCAGGGUGAUGGAGACAGAUGUAGCCUUACCAGGAACAACCCAGCAGUCUGCAAUGGCACAACACUUAAUUCCUUCUCAACCAGAUCAGGUUUCUCUUUUGGUUGGUGGGGGGGAUGACAGCAGUGAUGGAGCUCUCCUGAUGAUGGUGUCUUCAAACUCUCACGCUCUGCAUAACACCCUUUCCCUUGAGAAACAGCUGGAGCAAGGAGAAGCCAGCAGCCUUGCCCCUGACCUUAGAACGUCUGAAUCACAGAAUAUACAGUCUGACAGAGUUGAGGGUACCUCACCAAGUUUAGCUAAUGAAGAAAGUAAUAACAAGAGUGAGACUGAAGUCAACUGCUCUGCUAGUAGUCAAGAAGUGGAAGCAGGAUUCAUUGGUGCAGAUUAUUGGUGUGGAGAAUGUGCACAGAUGUAUGCCCAUGAGUGUCCUCAACAUCACCUACAAGAUGAAACUGCUAAACCUGUCAAGACCAGAGGUUGGACAUCUUUACCCACCCAGCAUCUGGUGAUACCCAAGAUUCCAGAUACCGAGGGUAAAAUUCAGGAUUGUGUAGAAUGUGAACAGAUGUCUAGCCAUGGUUGUCCACAGCAUCACAUACAAGCCAUAUCUGACAAACCUGUGAGGACCAGAGCCUGGGCAUCGCUCCCUGCACAACACCUAAUCAUUCGUAAAGUCUCGGACACUGAAGAAUUUGGUGUGUUUGCUCGCAAGUCCAUCCCAAAACGAACGCAGUUUGGGCCUAUAGAGGGUGUUAUGCAAGGGGAAGUCAGUGGUUCAACAUCUUCCUAUGGCCUUAUCUAUACCAUCAAUUCUGGAGAGGAAUAUUUGCACUUAGAUACUUCAGAUGAAGGUUCUUCAAAUUGGAUGCGAUUUGUGCGAAAAGCCACAGUGUACCUCGAGCAGAAUUGUGUGGUAUUGCAGAUAGAUGGGGGUUUGUUUUUCCUCACCACCGCUGACAUAGCAGCCCGUACAGAACUCAGAGUUGGAUACUCAAAACAGUAUGCUGACAAGCGGAACUUGCAGACCCUGGAGCCCACAGAGGAUGAGGUUAAAAUUUUGGACUCUUUAAAAAAAUCUUGGCCAUGUUAUGAGUGUGAUGAAGGUUUUGAGUCGUCAGCUGAACUACAGCAGCAUUUAGUGUGUCAUGAUGAGGAGGUUGGGGAGGAGGAACGAAGGAAACGCAAGAGGAUAAAGACGAGGCGGCCACGUGGCAAUGGGGAGACUGAGCCCGGGAUAAAGAGGCUGAUUAAGAGGGUUAAGGUGUGUGGAGAAGGAAACUCAGGUGUUGGCAGUUCUCAAGCUGUAUCUCCAGGCACGAGUGGAAGUGUUGUGCUUGAGGACUGCCUCCAGCACAAUCAGUGUGUGAUAUGCAGCCUUGUUUUCACUAUGCCAGAGGUUUUUGAAAAUGAUGUGGAGUUAUCUAGACAUGUGGAGGAACAUGGCCUCUGUCUUCCACUCCCAGCUAAACCUUACAAGUGUGACUUCUGUUAUAAAUCAUUCUUAAGACGUGAACGUUUGGAAGCACACACAGCUGUUCAUGGAAAUGAAGCUGGGAAGCCCUACCAGUGUAAUCUGUGCUUGAGAAGGUUUUGCAGCAACACUGCCUUAAACACACAUAUAAAGUUUCACAUUGAAGGCAGUAAAGGCUAUGACUGUCCAAUUUGCAGAGAAGGGUUCUUCUCUGUGGUUGGUCUGAAGGCCCAUGUGUCCACACACUGUGUCAAUGGACAGUAUGAAUGUCCAACAUGUAACAAGGUAUUCCCUACGUAUAGUAAAAUUCGACGACACAUUCGGUCAUACCAUGCAGUCAUGCCACAUACCUGUUCCAUCUGCAGUAAAGAGAUGCCUUCGAUUGACAAGCUAAAGAUUCACAUGCUAAGCCAUUCUGAUCGGCGUGACUUCCUCUGUCCAGACUGUGGAAAGAGGUUUAAACGAAAAGACAAGCUUCGUGAACACUCAAAGCGCAUGCAUUCAACUGAACGUGAAGCCCGAACCUCAAAAUCUGUUGCUAAAGCCCCACCCAAGUUUGUCCCUAAGGUUGAUCCAACGGAUUAUAAACAGUUUGUGUACAAGUGCCACACAUGCCUCCUUGGUUUCAAAAGGCGAGGAAUGUUGGUGAACCAUUUAGCCAAGCGCCAUCCCAGUGUGGACCUGACAAGUGUACCUGAACUUAAUCAGCCCAUUCUCAAGGCUACGCGAUGUUAUUACUGCCAGUACUGUGAAAAAAUGUAUCGCAGCAGCAGUAAGCGCAAGUUGCACAUCUUAAAAUACCACCCUGGAGCAGAACUUCCACCGCCUUCCACAACGCACAAUGAGAGUGAAAGUGGUGAAGGACCAUCUUUUUCCCAAACUGUUGGUGCCACUACCACAUAUCCUCAUCCAUGUAAAUGGUGCUAUCGUCAGUAUGCCUCACGGGCACGACUCCUGCGUCAUCAACGCCACCAACAUCCAGAUCUUUGUACUGAUAGUGCUUCACUCAAGGAUUAUGCUGCAGAUGUUCCUGAAUCAGAAGUGAAUGAUGUUGAUCCUUUGCUAGAGAGUCCUGCGGGGUUGUCUGGAGAGCUUGCAUUAGGAGGUCAACUGGUAGCAGAUGGCAACCUUCUGCGUAACCACCGCUUGGUGAGCUUAGCACGUGGAGAGCCUGGUACUUCAGGAACAGAGGGCACUGAAGAUGACUUACUAACUCAGGCAAUGGGGGAGAUUACACCACUAGCAGGUGGAGAACAAUAUGUACGUUUAAUAGGCACUGGAACAGAGGGUCAACAAGUGGUAGUGGGAACAACACAGGCAGCUCGUCCCUUGUUGGUAAGCAGUGAUGGAGGACAGCAGGGUGCUACAUUAGCAUUAGUGACAACUGACAGUCCUGACACAGUCACCCUCUCUCUUCCAGCUGGCCAGUUUAUAUCUUUGAUUCCAGGAUUUUCAGCAGUAUCUACAACCUCCAGGUCAAUAACAAAUGGUGCAGGACCAGUUAACAUCCACACUGUCGAUGCACAGGAAGGGGUAGGAUCCAGUGGGGCGCUUCAGGGAGAGGGUGUAUCAACCAUGAGAAUGUCAUCCACAUUAAAUUCUUCUUUAAAUGAUAAUAAUGAAGCAGAGGCUGUUGAGCAAGUUGUGUUAGCAACCCACCAGCCUCCAUCACCAUCUAGUUCAGUGUGGCAACAAGCACUUACCUUUGCCAGUUCUCAGACAUGAAUAGUAUUGCUCUAAUACUGUACAAUUAACUUAUGUUCAUACAAGUUUUUUCUUUCACAUUGGGGUAGGACUGGAAUAAAUAUGACAUGAAAUAUACUGUAUUGAAUUUGUUUAUGUAUAUAAAUCAACUGCCUUAGAAAGUUUUAUAUCUAGAAAGGGGAAACUCUAGUCAUAAGUAAUUUAAAAUCUAAUCAUAUUCAACCUUGUGUAAAAUAUUUUAUUGCAAUCUAUCUAGUCUUUCAUCUAAUUAAAUAAACUUGAAAUUCACA